AUGUCAGAUGUAAAGAAAGGCAAACCAAAAAAGAGACCAUAUAGAGAUGAAAGCACACUGACAAAUGACCAGAAAGCCAUUUUGGAAGCUCUUAAGCAAACAGGAAACCCAGCACUUAUAGAAAGCUUUUGGAAAGAUAAUGGUGAAAAGAAGUUUUAUAAGAAGAGAAGCGGUCAGUUCUGGAAGUAUCUUUGCACAUUACCUAUAAAUCUUGAACGCUACCAAAUCUUCAAUGAACUGAACAAAAGAACUGCAACACUUAUGACAGAAGACAAUUGUUUCGUUUAUGCUUGCAUUCAGGCUGGAGUAGAUGGAGAGACUAUUGACCACAUGAGAGAAG
This is a messenger RNA of Trichomonas vaginalis G3, 340 nucleotides long. RefSeq names its product organellar and viral DNA polymerase type B. The annotation marks the transcript as partial. The transcript has a single exon. NCBI's taxonomy places the organism in Eukaryota, Parabasalia, Trichomonadida, Trichomonadidae. The record is from RefSeq and is a predicted model, not a curated record.